CUCGAACCUGCCAAAGCCAUCAAGCCCAUCGACCGUAAGUCCGUUCAUCGGAUCUGUUCGGGACAGGUUGUGCUCAAUCUUGGUACUGCCGUGAAGGAGUUGGUGGAAAACAGCCUGGAUGCUGGAGCUACCAACAUUGAUAUAAAGCUUAAAGAUUAUGGAGCUGAACUGAUAGAGGUUUCAGAUAAUGGAGGUGGAGUGGAAGAGGAAAACUUUGAAGGCUUGACUCUGAAACAUUAUACAUCAAAGAUACAAGAUUUUUCUGACCUAAUACAUGUUGAAACAUUUGGGUUUCGAGGUGAAGCUCUGAGUUCACUGUGUGCAUUAAGUGAUGUUACCAUUUUUACAUGUCAUAAGUCUGCAAAGGUUGGGACUCGGUUGGUAUUUGAUCACAAUGGUAAAAUUACUCAGAAAACACCUUUUCCACGACCACAGGGAACAACUGUGAACAUACAGCAGUUGUUUUAUACUCUGCCUGUGCGGCAUAAGGAAUUCCAAAGAAACAUUAAAAAGGUAAGUUAGAUUAGAAAUUAUUAUUCCAAAAGAUUCUAUUGCAGGCAUACUGUAUUGUUUCAAGGAGUGAGGAUUAACUGCACAAAUCAAGUUGGCCAAGGGAAAAAAAACUCUGUGGUGUCCACUACUGGGAGUCCUAGUUUAAAGGAAAACAUUGGAGCAGUAUUUGGGCAAAAGCAGUUGCAGAGCCUAAUUCCUUUUGUUCAGCUACCUCCUAAUGAAGCUGUUUGUGAAGAAUAUGGAAUCAACGCUACUGAUAUGCCACAGAAUCUUUAUAGUAUUACAGGCUUCAUCUCUCGCUGUGAUCAUGGUGUUGGAAGGAGUGCAACAGACAGACAGUUUUUCUUUAUCAACCAACGUCCAUGUGAUCCAGCAAAGGUUGUCAAACUUGUGAAUGAAAUUUAUCAUGUAUAUAAUAAACACCAGUAUCCAUUUGUUGUCCUAAACAUUUGUGUAGAUUCUGAGUGUGUUGACAUCAAUGUAACUCCAGACAAAAGGCAAAUCUUACUUCAGGAGGAGAAGCUUUUAUUAGCAAUUCUAAAAACUUCUCUGAUGAAGAUGUUUGGGAGUGAUGUUAACAAACUGAAUGUCAAUCAGAAACUUCUGGACAUUGCAGGCAACUUGAGGAAAACACUUCCUGAAGAGACAGAAAAGCCUCAGGUAGAAAUGCUGCCUGACUCUGAAACUGAAAAUCCAAGUGGUGAAAUAAAAAGAAUAAUGACUCUUUCUAGAUUAAGGGAGUCAUUCUCUCUUAGCCAAAUGUCAGAGAGUAAUUUUCGAAGCCCUAAAAAUGUAAAACAGCAGUAUGGCUCCCCUAGACAAAUGUCACUUGAUACCACUUGGAGAACCAUGAAGACUCAAAAGGCUAUCUUGACUAGGCAGUCCAAGAGUUGCCAUAAGAGCGACUCAGAGACAUCAACUCCAAGCAGAUAUUUGAGGAAAUUGGAAGAUAAUGCAGAUUCUGGAUUUUGUAGCACUUCUGAGUCAGAUGCUGGAUGUAACACACCAGAAGCUGGGACCUGCAUCGGUAAUGAAAGUAUAAUUAAUCUUUGUGAAGAAGAAUUCUGUAGCUCAGAAGAACAACUUCAGAAUGAAUGUUUCAGAACUGUUGGAUGUAGUGAGAAAUCAUUGAAAUGUGAUGUUCAGGACUUGGGCGCUGAACAUAAGUUAAAUCAAGGGAUUGACUGGACUGAUCAAAAUAAGUUAUCUCAAGAAUCUGGUAGUUCUUCCCCAAGAAUAAAACGUUUUAAAAGUGGAAGCUUUAGAAAUGAAGUGGACAACUUUAAGGCAGGCAAAUGUCCUGAAGUGAAGAAUACUACGAACUAUAAGCCAACUGUUGAUGUACUGGUGGAAGUUAAAAAGAAAACUGUGCCACUUGAAUUCUCUAUGAAGGUUUUAGUGGAAAAGGUAAAAAAGGUAAUAGAGCAACAACAGAAAAGUACAGAAACACAAAAGUACAGAAGAUUUAAAGCAAAAAUUAGUCCUGGAGAAAAUAAAGUAGCAGAAGAUGAAUUGAGAAAAGAGAUCAGUAAAGAAAUGUUUGCGAAAAUGGAAAUUAUUGGUCAGUUCAAUUUAGGGUUUAUUAUAGCAAAGUUGAAUUCUGAUCUUUUCAUAAUUGAUCAACAUGCUACUGAUGAGAAGUACAACUUUGAGAUGUUACAACAACACACUGUUCUUCAAGGUCAGAAGCUGAUAGUGCCUCAAAAUCUCAAUCUAACGGCUGUAAAUGAAAAUAUACUGAUUGAAAACCUGGAAAUAUUCAGAAAAAAUGGUUUUGAUUUUGUCAUAAAUGAAAAUGCUCCUGUAACUCAAAGAGUUAAAUUAAUAUCGUUGCCAACAAGCAAAAACUGGACUUUCGGUCCACAAGACAUAGAUGAGCUGAUCUUCAUGUUAAGUGACUGCCCUGGAGUCAUGUGUAGGCCUUCCAGGGUCAGGCAGAUGUUUGCUUCUCGAGCUUGCAGGAAGUCUGUGAUGAUUGGAACUGCACUGAAUGUGCAGGAAAUGAGAAAACUGAUCACCCAUAUGGGUGAGAUUGAGCAUCCCUGGAACUGCCCCCAUGGAAGGCCUACUAUGAGACACAUAGUCAGUUUAGACUUGAUUUCAACAGAAUAAGUCAGUUUGAUUUUAAUUCUUGGCAAUAUUUUGAGCUUUUAUCAUAACUCUUAUUUUGAGUAAAAAAUUUUAGUCAAAUCUUCACAUUUGAAAACAGUAACACUUAAAGGCAUUCAGCAGGGUUUCAUUGUUACUCUUACCAAGUCAACAGUAUCAAC
This is a messenger RNA of Nestor notabilis (Kea), 2783 nucleotides long. It is a transcript of the gene PMS2, whose product is annotated as PMS2 postmeiotic segregation increased 2 (S. cerevisiae). Gene Ontology annotation, molecular function: ATP hydrolysis activity; ATP-dependent DNA damage sensor activity; ATP binding. Lineage: Eukaryota; Metazoa; Chordata; Aves; Psittaciformes; Psittacidae. Gene Ontology annotation, cellular component: MutLalpha complex. The record is from RefSeq and is a predicted model, not a curated record. Gene Ontology annotation, biological process: mismatch repair.